AUGUGGUUAGUUGCGAAAAACAGUUCCCUGCUGUCGCCUAAUCUGACGCUGAUCAUUUUACAUAUUGCCUUAAGAAAUUUAAGGGUGUUGGGGUCCAUCGGGCCGAGAACCUCGAUACAUAUUGGCAAGAAUUCCAUCGAGGGGAGGGCUUUCCCAUAUUUUUUCAUUUUCUCGUCCGCUGCCCUGGCCGCGGCCAAACCGCAUUCUUUACUUGUCAGGUCUUCAAUUUAUUUUAAACUGUUUCAACUCUGUUUUGAGACCUCACAAAGUUGGACCUUUGACCUCACGCCAAAUGACCCCUUAACCACCCUUUCCCAGGCAUGCUGCGACAUCUCGUAA
This is a messenger RNA of Helobdella robusta, 339 nucleotides long. RefSeq lists its product as hypothetical. The record is from RefSeq and is a predicted model, not a curated record. The coding region runs from base 1 to 339 and encodes 112 amino acids. The transcript is spliced from 3 exons. Lineage: Eukaryota; Metazoa; Annelida; Clitellata; Rhynchobdellida; Glossiphoniidae.